AAAGUAAUCAUCCUGCUCGCAGAGCGAAGACCCUUGCACUCUCAUCGCGCCUCUUUUAGGUCGCAGCAGCCCGGAGCACACAAGCCAUGGCCGGAGCAUCGACGAAGCGCGGCGGCGUGCCGGCGCUGGGGUGGUGGCUCAUCGCCGUCGGCGCCUUCCGCUCCGCCUACGUCUGGUCCUGCUUCUUCGGCUCCGCGGCGAUGUGCUCGGCCACCUUCUCCGAAAUACCGAUGACCGGCGAACACGGGCGAACGGUCGCGGUGUGGACGCUGCUGUCGUGCACGCUGUGCUUCCUGUGCGCCUUCAACCUCGGCAGCAAGCCGCUGUACGCGGCAACCUUCCUGUCCUUCCUCUACGCCCUCGGCUACCUAACCGUCGAGUGCCUGGUGUACCACACCAUCCGUGCAGCUAGGCUCUCCCUGUUCAUCUUCGUCGCAGGGACAUCCAUGGUUUGGAUGCUUCUUCAACGGAACUCCAAUGGCCAUGGACCCCGUCCCCGUGAGGCUACCAAGCAGCACUGAUCGUGGUUCUUUUUCUGUCAAAAGAAUGGGAAUCUCCUGUGCUGGUUAAUAUAAUCAUGUAAUGUUUAAAGGGUUUAAGGGACUUUUCAGGGUCUCACACUUGAGUUCCAUUAUGCUUCAAUGCAUGCAUGCAACAUGGAAUUCUGUAAUAUUUUUCUUGUAAUUCCUGUUUCUUUGUCAGUUUGUCACGGCAGCUUUAUACUAGCAAGGGAAUAAUGCUUCCUCUGUAACACACCUUUUGUCAUUGUGAUGCCACGCGUGAACUCUAAUAAGAUUACACCUC
Messenger RNA from Panicum hallii, 804 nucleotides. Its product is annotated as ergosterol biosynthetic protein 28-like. Gene Ontology annotation, cellular component: membrane; endoplasmic reticulum. Gene Ontology annotation, molecular function: protein-macromolecule adaptor activity. The transcript has 3 exons. The coding region runs from base 87 to 521 and encodes 144 amino acids. Lineage: Eukaryota; Viridiplantae; Streptophyta; Magnoliopsida; Poales; Poaceae. The record is from RefSeq and is a predicted model, not a curated record.